Messenger RNA from Macadamia integrifolia, 3137 nucleotides. Its product is annotated as O-fucosyltransferase 30. The transcript has 3 exons. The coding region runs from base 906 to 2399 and encodes 497 amino acids. Lineage: Eukaryota; Viridiplantae; Streptophyta; Magnoliopsida; Proteales; Proteaceae. The record is from RefSeq and is a predicted model, not a curated record.
CAACCCUAGGCUUAUUCCUAAUAAAACAAACCUAUUUUGGUGAUUAAUCUGCAUUAGCAUGAUUCCUGAAUCCAUAUUUUCUCUCAUGUUUCCUAAGAAGGGUCUCUACGAUUACUCUAUCUCUUUGUGUGAAUGUCUCUGCCAUUACUAUCUCUACCUUUGUGUGUGUGUGUUGUGUGUUAACGUUAUUGGUUUUUUUUUAGCCUUUUUUGUGAUGAAGUUUUUGCUUUAUCUUGCUUAUGUUUACUGUCUCUCCAUCUCUCUCUGUGAAUUUCUCUGCCAUUAUUAUCUUUGUGUGCCUGUUAUGUUAUUGGAUUUGUUUUAGCCUUUAAAGUGGUGACAUUUUACUUUUCUGGCUAAAUGCUGAAUACAAAGAAGAGACAAAGGAAACUGAAAGUAUGAAGAUCUCAAAGAUUCUCAUGACUUAUAGUUCUUAGUAAGAGUAGGGCUUACAAUACAGUAGUGGUGUAGCCAUAUAGGAUGAAUAAAAUACAGAAGGCUGUUCACCUAGCACAUGAUUUCCCCUCAAGCAGUACCACAGAUAUCAAACAUGCCCGGCUUUCUAUUAUGUAGCUAAGUUCCUCCAAGAGGCUUAUUUAGCAUAUGCAAAUUGCAAUUUGCUCCUGCCUUCAGAAGGAGAGAAGUUUAUCUGGUAGCUGCUCUUUAUGAAUAAAAUUAUGCUAAAAACUCCAUGCAUUCUGUCCUAUUAUGUUUGAUGGGAAUAGGGACUUUUCUAAUAGUUGCUUUGUUUUUGCAGGAUAAAUUAAUUGAGCCUUGAACUGGAAAUCCAAGUUCUUGUAUUAAAUUUCAGCUCCAGUCCAUCACGAGCCUCCACAAUCCAUUGACUUGAAUCAAAUUCUCAGGACACAAACAGAGCAUAAGGAAGGGAGAAAGAAGAACAAGAGAUGAAUGUUGUCAGUUUCAACAAAAGCAGAUGGAGGAAGAAGACCCCAAAUAGAUCCUUAUUUUUCUCUAUUUCCCUCAUUCUUUUGGUCUUCUUCUUUUGCUUGAUUUCUUACGCAGGAGGCCCUUUCUCUGUCCCUACAAGUUCAAAUAAAACCCUUAAAUCUCAGUUACCCCAUUGCAGCAGAGAAACCAUUGGGGAGAAUUUUCUCUGGUUUGCUCCUCACAGUGGUUUCAACAAUCAGCUAGCAGAGCUCAAGAAUGCCAUCUUAGUGGCAGCUAUUCUGAAUCGAACCCUGAUUGUGCCCCCUAUUCUAGAUCAUCAUUCUGUUGUUUUGGGGAGUUGUCCAAAAUUUAGGGUUUUGGACCCAAAAGAACUUCGGAUGGCUGUCUGGAACCACAUAAUUGAGCUCCUUCAGAGUCGCAGGUAUGUUUCCAUGGGUGACAUUGUGGACCUUGCUUCUCUGGGGCCUUCUUCCACAGUUAAAACCAUUGAUUUCAGGGUCUUUGCCUCCUUAUGGUGUGGAAUGAAGGUAGAUCUUUCUUGCUUUGAUGUGUUGAAGGAAGGAGACCCAUUCCUUGAAAACUUAAGAAAGUGCGGUUCACUGCUUUCAGGAAUGGAUGGCAAUGUUGACAAUUGUAUUUAUGCAUUAGAUGAAGAUUGCAGAACUACAGUUUGGACUUACAAUGAAAAUGAUGAAAAUAAGUUGGAUUCCUUCCAACCCGAUGAACACCUCCGGAAGAAGAAGAAAAUUUCCUACAUCAGGAGACGUAGAGAUGUAUACAAGACCCUUGGACCCGGGUCAGAAGCUGCAUCUGCCACUGUCCUAGCUUUUGGAAGUCUCUUCACUGCCCCAUACAAAGGUUCACAGCUAUAUAUUGAUAUCGAUGAAGUACCAAGAGAUCAUAGAAUACAAUCUUUGCUUCAGAAGAUUGAAUUCCUUCCGUUUGUCCCUGAAAUUAUGAAUGCUGGAAAGAAGUUUGUGGUUGAGAGGAUAAAGGCCCCUUUCCUUUGUGCGCAACUUAGGUUGUUGGAUGGGCAGUUCAAGAAUCACCAGAAAGCUACUUUUUCAGGGCUUAAGCAGAAAGUUGAAUCUCUAAGGCAGAAUAAUCCUCUCCCCAUCCACAUUUUUGUAAUGACUGAUCUUCCAGAAGUUAACUGGACAGGAAGCUACUUGGGGGACUUAGCGAGGGAUUCAGAUUCAUACAGGCUAUAUAAUCUGCAGACAGGGAGUGAGUUGGUGCAACAGACUGCAGAGAAGCUCAUGGCUGCAGGACAUGGCGUGAGGUCUGGGAUUCUUGCCAGUCUUGGUGGAAGGAGUUCAAUGAAGAACAAAUGUCCACGUGGGAUAUCACCUGAUAUACUUCUAUACAUAGAGGAAACUAUUUGCAGCUGUGCUUCUCUUGGUUUCAUUGGGACUGCUGGAUCAACCAUUGCUGAAAAUAUACAGCUAAUGAGAAAAAAUGGCAUUUGCUCAGAGUCUGGGUCUUCCUGAAUUGUGACCAUUUAGUUUGGGUUUCAAGUUCAUCAAGUUGGGAUUGGUCUGCUCAAAGUUUUAUCCAUCCACAGUUCUUGGUUGGGAAUGAUAUAGCGGUGAGAAUACCUUCCCGGAAAACUGAAAUUGGUUCACCAGUCCUCAAGAUUCCUGAAGCAUUAGUUCAUUGAUGUAUCUGCCCCACUACUAGGUUGAUACUGCACAUCUGAUGGAAUAAUCUUAAAUGGAGCAUAUCAUUCCCCUAGAUCUUUGAUUAUAAACUUUAUGGGCAUAUGCUGCAUACUCAUUUGACGUUCUGGUGACGAGUAACAACAGUAAAAUACUUUCCUCCUUGUGGUCCAAAAUGGAAGAAAUCAUUUCUUAAUUGAAGAAUACAUAUUUGAUUGGUCACAGGAAGAUUCUUGAAGCUUCAGCUCGAUGAAGGCGAAAAAUUAAAUUUGGGCCAUCAAAAAUAGGAAUCAAACUACAGCCAUCCCGGAAGUCUUCCAAUAAAAUUGUUCACAGCUUCCAUUCUUUGAUGGUGUUAAUACUAUUUAUCAACUCAUUCAUUCUGAUCAACAAUAAGAGUUUAGAAGAGAGAUCUAAUCAAUUCUUUUUUUUUUCUUUUCAGCAAUCAAAUCUUUGUUCCUGCAGAAUAUAGUGAUUGAAAGUCACAAGAACAACAUGAAGUAAUGAACCUUUUUGCAGGUUAUGAAUAUGAGUUUGGAAUUGAACAUGGCAGGUUAUGAUUUUGAACUA